UAGGAGUAGGAGGAGGAGGAGCUCCGACUGUGCUGUGUCCCAGCAGUUUUUGUGCCUCUCAGCACUUGUUGUGUGUUUCUGUUUGAAGUAAAACAGCAGAUCCCUGACCUCAUAGAACAGCUAGUUUGGGAGGUAGUGACAAAGUAAGGGCUGAGGCCCCAGAUCUGCCUGGAGUCAGGCUGCUUCUACAAGUGCUGUGCCAGCCUCAGUAGUGUGGCUGCUCGGGCAGCACCGUUUCAGUUUCAUCAAAGGCUCAGGCAGGAGUGGAGAGGCGUGUAGAUAUCCCAUGGGGAAUAUAUUGACCUGUUGUGUGUGCCCCAAAGUCAGUUCCAACUGUGGCUGGCACAGGGGGAAGGUAGCAUCCAGUUAUGAAUCUGAUAUUUAUGAGGCUGUGGCUGCUACAAAAUCAGCAUCCACUACUGUAGAGCCUGGCAAGCUGGAUGUGGGAGCCACGGAGGGCCAUGACCUGCAGCACAUCAGCAACCAAAAGAUGCCCACAGCUCCUGUUCCAGACCUGGCGGAAUGUGACCUUGAUAUUGUGGAGGAGAUGUUACCUGAAAUGAUGGACUAUACAGCCCAAAAUUCCAACCCUCCUGUUCCAGACCUGGAGGAGUGUGACCUUGAUAUUCUGGAAAAUAAGAUGUUACCUGACAUGAUGGACUAUACAGCCCAAAAUUCCAACUGUUCCCCUGAGGACAGCCUGAGUUUAAAAUCUCUACCACCAAGUGAGGAAGACAAUGAUGACGCCCAGAUUUUACCAUCACAUGUCCAGGCUUCUCCUGAGGACAACCUGAGUUUUGUGAGCCUAUCACGAAAUGAAGAUUAUGAUGGCGGUGAUGAUGAUGAUGAUGAUGAUGAUGAUGAUGAUGAUGCCCAGAUUUUACCAUCACGUGUCCGGGCUUCUCCUGAGGACAACCCGAGUUUAGUAAGCCUACCACGAAGUGAAGAUGGUGAUUGUGGUGAUGAUGAUGAUGAGGAUGAUGAUGAUACCCAGAUUUUACCAUCACGUGUCCAGGGUUCUUCUGAGUACAACCUGAGUUUAGUGAGCCCACCACCAAGUGAAGAUUAUGAUUGUGAUGAUAAUGAGGAUGAUGAUGAUGUCCAGAUUUUACCAUCACGUGUCCAGGCUUGGCCUGAGGACCGCCUGUUUUUAAGAUGCUCACCACGAUACAAAGAUGAAGAAGAUGAUGAUGACGCUGAUUGUGAUGAUGACUGUGAUGAUGAUGAUGAUGAUGUCCAUAUAACAGCUUGGAAAGAAAAUGACUUGACGCUGGAGAGUAUAAGUGACGAGGAGACUUAUCCAGGUAGGGAACUACGUGCCAGGGAAAACCCAAUGGGAAAAGGUUCCCAGGAGCCUCAGGUUAUCCCUGCUGAUUGGGAGGAGGGGCUGAAGGAGGCGGUAUGAAAUCAGAAGGAAAAUGGAAAUAUGUGUGAGGUCUGGCUUGUUGUUCUCAGAGUUUCUUGGCAUCAUGGUAAGAACUGUCUCUAUGGGCUAUGGGGGUGCCGCGUUCAUGAGAGAUUCUCUUUGCAGUCCACCUGCUCUUUUCUGCCUGUGGAACAUCAGAACCUUUGGUUUGGAUUAGUCAGCCCUCCUAGGGAUUGUGCACAAGGGGUGUAGGCUUAAGCACUGGGUGUCAUCUGUGAUGAAGGGACUCUGGGGGACACAGCUCUCUCACAGGCAUUUCCUGGAACCUAGAGAGACAGUUCUUCUGCUGUGUGCCAAGGGGAAAUCGAGAAUCACCCUGUGAACUUUCAGGACUUGUUAGUGCACAUUCAUGUUUCUGUCCUCGCUGUGAGCUCCUGGUUUGAAGGGAUCUCCCGGGGUGGAUGGCAGGGUGAAUAUUCACUCUGGGCUCACUGGUAAAACUCCAGUCUCCUUUGAAGGGAGGAAGAAAGUUUAACCUUGAGCACAUUUCCAGCCUCCACUUCCCAACCCAAUCACAGAUUUUGAGAUGAGGUUUCUUUCUCCCCAGUUCUCUAAUUUUUGGGGAAGCCAAGAGUUCCUUCCCACAAAAGAUAGUAUCACACUAUUUCCUGUCUUCAAAAUUUUGGCUUUGGUUUUGGCUUUUAAGAUGAUAUUCAUCACUUAAG
Messenger RNA from Macaca mulatta (Rhesus monkey), 2091 nucleotides. The record is from RefSeq and is a predicted model, not a curated record. NCBI's taxonomy places the organism in Eukaryota, Metazoa, Chordata, Mammalia, Primates, Cercopithecidae.